AUGUUGUUGCGAAUAGGAUUACCUAAAGGAUGGAGAAUGGUUAGCACAGGGACACAAAGUUCCAAGUCUGAUAACUUGAUUAAGAAUUUAUUUCUGAAAAAAAUCAAGGAGUAUGAGUCCAGGAUGACUGGCAAAGAAAAUGGACUUAUAGAUGCUACACCUGAGACACAGCGGUCAUUGGAAGAUCAGUUGCAUCGUUUAGCUAGUAAGUACCACUUGGAAAGUAAGGAAGUGGUGGACGAGUUGCCAGUGAAGCAAUUGGAAACUCCUUCUGUUAAAAGUGCCGUGGCAGUGAUGUUCGAAGGAAAGACAGUUAAUGAUUUGAAUAAAGAAUUAGAAAAAGAAAUCCAAGAAUACACAGAAAUGCGACGAAAGAAGCAAGCUGCGGAAGAAGAAGCGCACUCACAUCUUCAAUCUGUCAAAUAG
Molecule: messenger RNA, 426 nt
Organism: Cercopithifilaria johnstoni
Lineage: Eukaryota; Metazoa; Nematoda; Chromadorea; Rhabditida; Onchocercidae
Source: the annotation of a GenBank genome assembly